Molecule: messenger RNA, 1994 nt
Organism: Poecilia latipinna (sailfin molly)
Lineage: Eukaryota; Metazoa; Chordata; Actinopteri; Cyprinodontiformes; Poeciliidae
Gene: prkar1b
Product: protein kinase, cAMP-dependent, regulatory, type I, beta
Exons: 10
Coding region: 530-1480 (316 amino acids)
Biological process (GO): negative regulation of cAMP-dependent protein kinase activity
Cellular component (GO): cAMP-dependent protein kinase complex; cytosol
Molecular function (GO): cAMP binding; protein kinase A catalytic subunit binding; cAMP-dependent protein kinase inhibitor activity
Source: RefSeq, a predicted model, not a curated record
AGCGCAUCUCCGAGCUGCUGUGUCUUCCCGAUCUGACUCCUCCAGCACCCAGUUGUCAUAGUGACGGAGGGCAGCAAGAAGCGCCCGCUCACUGCGCCACCUGAUUGUGAGUGCGAGAGCGAGAGAGCCAGACAGAGGGCAGAAAGCAAGCGACACGGAGUUGUGCUGCAGCAGCGAUGGGAAGUCGGGCUCUUUUUUUGCUGUGAUCAUAUUUUCUUCGCCGUGGGGACCGGAGGCUCUCCGUCGCUCUUUGUCUCUUCGUCUCACGCAGCCCAGCUUGGAUUAUUGCUGCUUGCCUGUGCUUUUAACGGGAGGAUGCUGAUGCACUGUGGCAUGUGUGUCAGGUGUGUAUAAGAUGGAAGUCCAUGUGUGCUGAUUCCCAUGAACGCACGGUGAUACUUGAUGCUGCCGGGGGACACACAGCAGGCCUGACCAGGGGCCCUACAUGCCAUGGUAAAUGCCUCUGAAGACAAACCUAGCGUGGAGUUUGCUACCUGAGUUUUAUCACUAGGAAGAAUGCAAGCAGAUCAUGGCACGGCAGAAAUCUAACAGCCAGUCAGACUCUCACGACGAUGAGGUUUCUCCUCCUCCUCCGAACCCGGUCGUCAAGGCCCGCCGCCGCAGGGGAGGAGUCAGCGCGGAAGUGUACACCGAGGAGGAUGCUGUCAGCUACGUACGCAAGGUGAUUCCUAAGGACUACAAGACUAUGACUGCCUUGGCCAAGGCUAUCUCAAAGAAUGUGCUGUUUGCUCACUUGGAUGACAAUGAGAGAAGUGACAUAUUCGAUGCCAUGUUCCCUGUCACCCACAUUGCAGGGGAAACAGUUAUCCAACAAGGUGAUGAAGGCGACAAUUUCUAUGUGAUUGACCAAGGUGAAGUGGACGUUUAUGUGAACGGUGAGCUGGUGACCAAUAUCGGAGAGGGGGGAAGCUUUGGCGAGCUGGCCCUGAUCUAUGGGACUCCAAGAGCUGCCACCGUCAAGGCCAAGACAGAUCUUAAACUGUGGGGCAUUGACAGGGACAGCUACCGCCGCAUCCUCAUGGGAAGUACUCUGAGAAAGAGAAAGAUGUACGAAGAGUUCCUCAGCAAGGUCUCCAUCCUUGAGUCUUUGGAUAAGUGGGAGCGCCUGACUGUGGCUGAUGCCCUGGAGCCAGUUCAGUUUGAGGAUGGGGAGAAGAUCGUAGUGCAGGGCGAGCCCGGAGAUGACUUCUUCAUUAUUACAGAGGGAAUAGCCUCUGUUCUGCAGCGCCGAUCUGACAACGAGGAGUACGUCGAGGUCGGACGCCUCGGACCCUCAGACUACUUUGGUGAGAUCGCCCUGCUGCUGAACCGUCCCCGGGCAGCCACCGUCGUCGCCCGCGGACCCCUCAAGUGCGUGAAGCUGGACCGGCCCCGCUUCGAGCGCGUGCUGGGGCCGUGCUCCGAGAUCCUCAAGAGGAACAUCCAGAGAUACAACAGCUUCAUCUCCCUCACCGUGUGAGAGCUCGGCCCCCUUUCCGCCCACCACUCCACCAGCAGGGGUGUGCACCAUCAUCAUCAGCAGCAUCAGAGGUUUAGGGUCAGGGUUGGGAACCGGGGGGGAGUGGGGGGUUGUUGGGACACAGGGGUGAACAGCAAUUUUAAAUACAAAAUGACACAGAAAGCUUGUUUCCUAGCUUUACUUCUUUUCUUUUCUUUUCGUUUUUUUAAUCUUGUGCACUUUGACUCAGUCUACUUGUCACGCAGCUGUAAAAAUCAGAAGAGGACAGAAACUAUUUCAAUCAUCAUCUAAUGUAAACGAGUCGCUUUACGAGGCACGAGGGACUCGUAUAAAAAUGGUGUUUGCACUUUAAUGUAUUUUACGGAGCAUGCGGACACAUUCAGGAAUCACGCAGGAAGCGAGGUCAUGUUUACGCACAGCGUCAGGAAGUGGGUGCACAUUUCUUUGCUCGCUGGAUGUUGUUGCUUUUUGAUGCCUUUUUAUUUUGUUUUUGUUUUUGUUUUUUUAUUUUAUC